AUGUACGUCAAGGAGAGGCUGCAGGGCCUCUCUGGCCUGUCCUGCUCCUCCGCGGCCUCCACUGGCCGCGCCAUCGACCGCCACUCUCCGCGCCUUCGUGACCCUCGCCGGCGUCUUCCGCCAUCCCUGCCCAAGCCACCCAGACCCAGCUCCCCCUUCAGUAGUACCAUAGAUUACUCCUCCUCCCUGAAGCAGCAGCAGCAGCUUUGCCACUACGACGACGAUGGCAAAGUCAGAAGGAAGAAGAAGAGCACCGCAGCAGCCGCUGGUAGGGGUAGCUCGUCGACGUCGUUGUCAGAGCAUAGGAAAAAGAAGAAGAAGGCGGUGCAGCUGCAGCAGGUGAGCCCCGCGAGCUCGUCCAGGUUCCUGCUCAACUCCUCCAGGCUCAUGAUGCAGUCCGACGACGAAAUCACCGUCGUCGACUCCUUGCCGCCGCUUCCGUCCCCGCGGCCCUACUUCAUUGACGACGCCGGCGACGACAUAGACAUAUUCCCACCCAGCCACGGCGGUGCCGUGUUGUCGGCUGUUCCAUCCAGUCCUGAGCUCGUGGCGCCGCCGGUGGACUUGUUCGCUGAGCCGUCUGCAUCAGGUGCAGGGUCGUCCUCCUCCUCGUUAGAAAUAGGAGGAAGCCAUGUCGUUGCCGGUGGCAACACUGUCAUGGUGAGAUCAUGUUCCACGAGAACAGGCCAGCACCAGGUGGUGGUUUUGAGGGUAUCUCUGCACUGCAAGGGGUGCGCUGGCAAGGUGAAGAAGCACAUCUCCAAGAUGGAAGGCGUUACUUCUUUCGACAUCGACAUCGCGACGAAGAAGGUGACGGUGGUGUGA
Miscanthus lutarioriparius is the source of this 825-nucleotide messenger RNA. The record is from the annotation of a GenBank genome assembly. NCBI's taxonomy places the organism in Eukaryota, Viridiplantae, Streptophyta, Magnoliopsida, Poales, Poaceae.